AAACCAGGACCUUGCUUCCCAAAUAGCCCCCAGAGCGAAAAUCCUGGCCACCUCUAGCAGAGAUGUAUCCCCUAUGAAGAGGAGAAACCAGGACCUUGCUUCCAAAUUAGCCCCCAGAGCGAAAGUCCUGGCCACCUCUAGCAGAGAUGUAUCCCCCAUGAAGGGGAGAAACCAGGACCUUGCUUCCCAAUUAGCCCCCAGAGCGAAAAUCCUGGCCACCUCUAGCAGAGAUGUAUCCCCCAUGAAGGGGAGAAACCAGGACCCUGCCACCCAAAUAGCCCCCAGAGCGAAAAUCCUGGCCACCUCUAGCAGAGAUGUAUCCCCCAUGAAGGGGAGAAACCAGGACCUUGCUUCCCAAUUAGCCCCCAGAGCGAAAGUCCUGGCCACCUCUAGCAGAGAUGUAUCCCCCAUGAAGGGGAGAAACCAGGACCUUGCUUCCCAAUUAUCCCCCAGAGCGAAAGUCCUGGCCACCUCUAGCAGAGAUGUGUCCCCCAUGAAGGGGAGAAACCAGGACUUUGCCACCCAAAUAGCCCCCAGAGCGAAAGUCCUGGCCACCUCUAGCAGAGAUGUAUCCCCCAUGAAGGGGAGAAACCCGGACCUUGCUUCCCAAUUAUCCCCCAGAGCGAAGAUCCUGGCCAUCUCUAGCAGAGAUGUAUCCCCCAUGAAGGGGAGAAACCAGGACCUUGCCACCAAAAUAGCCCCCAGAGCCAACAAGAAAGUGAAAAGAGAUGAAGCCCCAUGAAGGGGAGAAGCCAACAAGAAAGCAAAAGUCACAUAAAAGCGAAAAUCCUGGCCACCUCUAGCAGAGAUGUAUCCCCCAUGAAGGGAGAAACCCGGACCUUGCUUCCCAAUUAUCCCCCAGAGCGAAAAUCCUGGCCACCUCUAGCAGAGAUGUAUCCCCCAUGAAGGGGAGAAACC
This is a messenger RNA of Suillus paluster, 918 nucleotides long. RefSeq lists its product as uncharacterized. The record is from RefSeq and is a predicted model, not a curated record. Lineage: Eukaryota; Fungi; Basidiomycota; Agaricomycetes; Boletales; Suillaceae. The transcript has 7 exons. The coding region runs from base 74 to 742 and encodes 222 amino acids.